CACCGACGUUGUGAUCGCUGCAGCAGUCCAUCCCGGCACCCUGGGCCGCGCAACCGCGUUUCUCAUCUCCACCCACUUGUUCUGAAGCCCGGCGUUAAUGAAGGUCUCUUGCACGUCUCUUGGCUGGUCAAAGUGGGCGGAUCGCAUUCGAGCUGGAUCCACUCGCUGUCAGUCGAGAUGUGGGCUCAUGGGUCUUGUGCAUGAACUAUGACCGAUUUGAGACCCUUUCACAUACAUAUAGACCAAACCCAUGAGUUGUGUCUUCGAUCUUCGCCUCUCCACUGACAUUUACGGGCCCAUGCAUCACUCUCCUCCAUCCUUCCAGACGUGUAAAACCUCGCUAUCCGCCGAAGGGCGCACAAUCUCGGGAUCCUCCGAGCAUCCAGCCUCAGGACCCGUCCGAUCAGCUCUCCCAAACGCGAAAAACACGGUGCAGAGACGGGCUGCACAUAAUGCUGUCGAACGUUCUCGCAGGAAAUCACUGAAUGCACAGUUUCAAGAUCUCGCGGAGCUCCUCCCGAACCUACGCCAGCUGCGACGCCCGACCAAGUCAGCCAUCGUGGACUCGUCCAUCGCACACGUGCGCGCGUAUCGCCGCUAUCGAACGAACGCAGCGCACCAGGUCCGCAUGCUCAGUGCCGAGCGCGACGAGCUGCGCCGGGAGCUGGAGGGCUGGCGCUCACGGGCCGGCGUGAACUGCGUCGAAUCUCCGGACAGGGAAGCCGAGUGGGUGGAGAGAUUCGACGAAGGGUUUGGAUCUCAGGUGUUGGUCCACAGAGAUGAUCGCGACGAUAAGAUGACCGGCUACAUUCAUUCAUGAAGACAGAAACUCCACACAUUUGCUAACCCUCGGAGACUGUUGUCUCGACACAAGUGGACCGAGUCUUCAUGCAGCUUGAGAGGGCGCAUUAUAUACCCAUUUUUUUUAUCAAUGAAUCUCCUACUCUUACGCACCGAUUCAUAUGCCCCAUACCCGUCAAACCCUACUACAUCAACAAUAUUAUAAAUCCA
Messenger RNA from Mycena citricolor, 1011 nucleotides. The record is from the annotation of a GenBank genome assembly. NCBI's taxonomy places the organism in Eukaryota, Fungi, Basidiomycota, Agaricomycetes, Agaricales, Mycenaceae.